AUUACAAAGAUACCUGAAAGUAACUGCUCUGUUUUUAUUGUCCCAAUGGCCUUUAAUUACACCUGUAGGCUAACAUUGUAUACAACUGCAACUCGCCUAUCAUGCAGCUGGUGAUAAGCACACAAGUUAAACUUGAGACUUUAAAGUUGUUUGGUUUGUUAAUGAUCAGCUCAGUCUGUUUCCUGAUAGCGAGAUAUUCCAGUCAGUGUGCACAUGUCCCGUGACAUCUCCUGCUCCAUGAUAGGACGUUGCUAAUGGAAACAUAUCUGUGGGGAGUGAUUAGGUCAGAGUCUAAACACCAAACUCUAACUAUGUUCUGCUGUUGUCAAAAACAUUUGGAAUUGAAAACUCCAAAAGCCAGAUCUGCAGCACACAGGAAACAAAGUGAGCACAUCUGUGCAUGCUAACAGUCGACCGAAAGGACAAAUCAUUUUAUUUGAGGACUUCGAUCACUGCACUCCGAGUGGAGCUGAGUUGUUGACACACACGACAGGUGCUGCCUCCUCAACAGACGAUACUCCAUCUAAAUUGGGCCAAUCCAGCUUUACUUCUGACUGUAUUCCCAUGGCUGCAUCGUGUGGCUCUGCUGGCCUGAUUGUUGGUGUUCUAGCACUCCUUGCUGUCGCGUAUGAAUGUAAACGGGACAACGCUGAGUUGCAGAAGAAAAUUGUAUUGCGUGAAAAUGAAUUACAAAAGAGGAAGACAGAAGAACAGGAAAUGGCACAGGUGGUUAUCACACUACAGGAACCAGCCAGAGGACUGGAGGAGAUGAGACAGAAAAAAUUUCAGAAAGCCAGUAUGCCUUCUGUGCCACAUGAUCGGAUGAAAAGGGGCAAAGCUGAGUUCCAGAAGAAAAUUGUAUUGCGUGAAAAUGAAUUACAAAAGAGGAAGACAGAAGAACAGGAAAUGGCACAGGUGGUUAUCACACUACAGGAACCAGCCAGAGGACUGGAGGAGAUGAGACAGAAAAAAUUUCAGAAAGCCAGUAUGCCUUCUGUGCCACAUGAUCGGAUGAAAAGGGGCAAAGCUGAGUUCCAGAAGAAAAUUGUAUUGCGUGAAAAUGAAUUACAAAAGAGGAAGACAGAAGAACAGGAAAUGGCACAGGUGGUUAUCACACUACAGGAACCAGCCAGAGGACUGGAGGAGAUGAGACAGAAAAAAUUUCAGAAAGCCAGUAUGCCUUCUGUGCCACAUGAUCGGAUGAAAAGGGCUGCCUCCUCAGCAGAUGAUACUCCAUCUACGUUUGCCCAAUCUGGAUUUACUUCUGACUGUAUUCCCAUGGCUGUGGCGUGUGGCUCUGCUGGCCUGAUUGUUGGUGUUUUAGUAGUUCUUGCUGUCGUGUAUAAAUGUAAACGCGAGAAAGCAGAGUCGGUGAAGAGAAACACACAGCUUCAAAAGGAGUCGCUGAAGACAGAGGAAGAGCGAGAAGACGUGGUCAACACACUGAUGGAGUUGAAUACUGAACUGGAGAACCAGAGGGGUCGACUCAAAGAGCUCCUGGAGGAGGUGGAGGGGGAGCGGGAAGUAAACAAGCAGAAUCUCCAGGCUGUGGAGAAGGAAAUAACAGAGCGAGAGGCGGCGUUUGACAAACCGGAGGAACUACUAAGAGAAAAAGAAGACCUACUGCAAGCCCAGUGGAAACUGGACCAGACAAAGAAAGAUAAUGAGAGACAGCUGCUCAACACUGAGAGACUGCUGGAGGCAAUAGAGAUCCAGGUUAAUAAAAUACACAGAAAGAAGGAAGAAGACUUUGGGUAAAGUACUCCGAGGGAAAAAAGUCAAUAUAUGUAACUUAAAGCCACCAAAAGUCUAAAAGAUAAACUUAAUUAUUACUAUAGUAUGUCAGGGAACAGCCUUAAAUAUAAAACAGAUGAAUUGAUUCAUGCUCCAUUGCUUACUCGAGAUACCGGAUGAGAAGAAUACAUUUUUAUGUUUAAAUAUUUUAAAAUGCUUGAUUUAUUACAUCACCAUGUAAGAAAAUCUGUUUUAGCUUAUAUUUUGUUACUCUUUUAAAAAGGACCUACAAAUAUGUGUACAUUUUCUAUAUAAAAUGCUUUUUGCAAUGACUGUGUGCUGCUUUUGUUUCUGUAUCAUCUGGUCUGUGGUCAGUUUAUUUAGUGUGCAGCAGAGAUUAAGAAAUGUGUGAACAUUUUGAACAAGCCUUCAUCUCCUGAAUGAAAAACAAAUUCCAAUCAACAUGAAAUGGUGAAGGGUGUUAAAGGAAGCAGACGCUGAGCUCCAGUUUACAGUGCGGAGACUGGCCUAAGAUUAAAUAUUAACCAGUCAGUGCUGUUGACUCUAAUAUAAAAACCAGCAGCCUGCAACUCCUGACAUCUAUUGUGAUGUUGUUUGCAUUGUAUUAUAUUUUGUUUUCUACAUAAUUGUAAAUGCUGAACUUAAAUGAUUUCCUACAGCUGUGGAUGGAUCUUUUACAGUCUACUUAAGGAUCGAAGCAUAAAAGCCAAAAGGUCAGCAGAAAUGUCCUUAGUACACCCCGGAACUGGCUUCAAUGCAAAACUACAGAUGAAUUCAUGUAUGCAUGCUUGGACUAAACAAAAAUAAUUAAGUGUAGCUUGAAAUUGUAUGAAACAGUGUACAACAUUAAAAGGGCUGUAUUAUCACUAGGUGCAGCUGAAGUUCAUGUAUGAUGGAUGUUACAAAAUCAAUUAGAUAUAACUGAUUGUAUGCAGACAAAUAUGUGUAUAGGGAUAAGAUUUUUAAUAACAUAUAUGGGUGUUUAUAUAAGGUGUAUGAACUGAGCUUCUUUGGGAUUUGAUUUGUUUGGCAUUUAGUAUCGUCACUGGUAU
This is a messenger RNA of Sander lucioperca (pikeperch), 2807 nucleotides long. RefSeq lists its product as uncharacterized. The transcript has 11 exons. NCBI's taxonomy places the organism in Eukaryota, Metazoa, Chordata, Actinopteri, Perciformes, Percidae. Bases 565 to 1758 code for a protein of 397 amino acids. The record is from RefSeq and is a predicted model, not a curated record.